Drosophila virilis is the source of this 1653-nucleotide messenger RNA. RefSeq names its product spitz (gene spi). Gene Ontology annotation, biological process: epidermal growth factor receptor signaling pathway. Lineage: Eukaryota; Metazoa; Arthropoda; Insecta; Diptera; Drosophilidae. Gene Ontology annotation, molecular function: epidermal growth factor receptor binding; receptor ligand activity. The record is from RefSeq and is a predicted model, not a curated record.
UACAAACUACACGGAUGUAUUAAAAAAAAAAACAAGAAGAGUGUCUUUCAUUAUUUCGAACUACGAGAGAAACUCGAAUAUUAAACAGUAUUAGUAAAACAAAAUGUGCGCGUGUGUGCAAAGUAUGUAAGAAGUAUUUUUAAGGCGGCGAGAGCUUAAAUGGCUAUUGCAAACACCAAAUAUACGCUGUUCCAAACACUCGCACACACACACAGAUUCUGAUUCUGAUUCUGAUUCCGAUUCUGAUGCAUUUGUAGAUGCAGCUACUGUCUGAUAAAAGAAAAGAAUUCCAAAGAUCCUUUGACGACGCUUCGCUGUGCAUAACGAUUUAAUAAUACUUUGUGAUAGUCUUGUUUUAUUCAUCUUUAUUUUUAUACAAUUACUGUAGUUGUAUUUUAAGUUUUUAAGAGAAACCAAACAAAGUUGCAUACCAAAUAGUAUCAAGCCACAUUCUGCAAAUGCAUUCCACAAGCAGCAUAAUAACCACAACUAGACUAUUCGACAAGCUCAAAAUGGGCCUGACACUGCUGCUGCUGCUGGUUAGCUGCUUGGGCUGUCCGGCCAUAAUUGAGGCAUGCUCCAGCCGCACGGUGCCCAAGCCGCGUCCAUCGAUCUCGUCGUCGUCCAUGUCCGGCAUUGCGCUGCCGCCAACACAGGCGCCUUCAACGACGAGCACAACAAUGCGCACAACCACAACAACAACAACGACGACGGCCAGGCCGAACAUAACAUUCCCGACAUACAAGUGCCCGGAGAACUUUGAUGCCUGGUACUGUCUGAACGAUGCCCACUGUUUCGCUGUGAAGAUCGCUGAGCUGCCUGUCUACAGCUGUGAGUGUGCCAUCGGAUUUAUGGGCCAGCGCUGCGAGUACAAGGAAAUCGAUGGCUCCUAUUUGCCCAAGCGGCCGCGUCCCAUGCUCGAGAAGGCCAGCAUCGCCAGCGGUGCCAUGUGCGCACUCGUUUUUAUGUUGUUCGUCUGUUUCGUUUUCUAUUUGCGUUUCGAGCAGCGUGCAGCCAAGAAGGCCUUCGAGCUGGAGCGCGAGCUGCAGCAGGACGAGGAGGAGGGCAGCGACCAGGAGCAAUGCGAGUGCUGCCGGGCGCAGUGCUGCGCUGGAGGAGAUGAGCCGCUCUUCGUCGAACGCAAGCUGCCCUAUCAUAUGCGGCUGGAGCACGCCCUGAUGUCGUUCGCCAUUCGGCGCAGCACAAAGCUUUAAAUUGCAAACCGAAAAUGAAUAUCUUCUAUAUAGACAAGUAUCUGUAACAAGCUAUUGAUUUGCCUUGCCCAUGUUAUGCAUGUUAUGUCAAAGUCUAAAAUUGCGUAUUACGAAUUUCUAUGUGCUUUAGUCGUAGUCAUUAAUCGUCCUAUUAACUAAAUGUUAAGUGUAACCUUUGUAUUCCGAGUCGCAGCCCCCAAGGUUGCUGCUUAUAUCGAGAUUUUGAGAUUCUUCACUUCGAAUAUGUAUUUUUUUACCUUACACUAGAGUUUAUAUUUAUUUUAUACUUAUGCACGAAACACAUCCACAACGAUCGAAAGAACAAACACGCCAAGUAUUAUUUAUCGCACCUAGUUACGUACGAACUAUAUUGAGAGUUUUUACAAUAAAAACGAGCUGCACUUUGCAUAUUCAUUAUGCUAAAGUAGCCUAUCUGAAA